This is a messenger RNA of Centropristis striata (black sea bass), 1321 nucleotides long. It is a transcript of the gene lsm11, whose product is annotated as LSM11, U7 small nuclear RNA associated. The record is from RefSeq and is a predicted model, not a curated record. Bases 41 to 1066 code for a protein of 341 amino acids. Gene Ontology annotation, molecular function: U7 snRNA binding. Gene Ontology annotation, biological process: mRNA 3'-end processing by stem-loop binding and cleavage. The transcript has 4 exons. Gene Ontology annotation, cellular component: U7 snRNP. NCBI's taxonomy places the organism in Eukaryota, Metazoa, Chordata, Actinopteri, Perciformes, Serranidae.
UCUUCGCUUCACCGUGUGCUCAUCUGCGGCUGUUUCAAACAUGGAGGAGAGGGAAAGAAAAAGUGUAAAGUCUGACAGCAAAGAAACGGUAACUGCAGCCUGUUCGAGUACCCCAGCAGCACCGGAGCCUAAACCGGAGGCGGGCAGUAAAACCGGGGGCGAUGACGCAGAUAAAAUAGACGUCUGCUCUGAUAACUUUGACCCUCUCUUGGCCUUGUACUCUCCGACGGUGCCGCCGCUUCCUUUCCCAAAUGUCAAAUGCUUCAACAAUGUUGCAGCGUACGAGAGCUUCUUGAAGGGCGGCCGCGGCAGAGCCAAGCCGGAGAAUGUGGAGAAAAGGCGGCAGAAGGCGAUGAAAGGGGUGGCGGACCCGGAGCGCAUCGAGAGGCUGAAGAAGCUCAUGGUGAACAACCCGGUGCAGGAGGGGGAGAGCAGCGGCACCCCGAGGAGACGGAGGCAGAAGCCCCAGAAAAAUGUCCUGACGAGGAUGCCCUUGUGUAAAGGCAGUCCAUUGGGGGAGCUGUACCGAUGUGUUGAGGAGAGGAUAAGGGUCAAAGUUCACAUCAGGACCUUCAAGGGACUGAGGGGAGUGUGCUCUGGCUUCAUCGUGGCCUUCGACAAGUUCUGGAACAUGGCAAUGGUGGAUGUAGAUGAGACCUACAGAGAGCCUCUGCUUGGAGAAGCAUUCUACCAUGAAAAGGCCCUCACCAUUUCACGGCUCUUUGAGAAGCUAAAGCUCCAGGAGAGUCCAGGAGGAGAUGAGCCAGCAAAGAAACACGAAGCACAGCCAACAGCCAGCAAGCAUCAGCCUCCAAACCCAAAAAGUACUCCAAAAAACCUGCCUGCUCACCCUGCUAGUGAGAGAAGGGACAGCAGGACGGAGUCCAAACUGUCAGACAGUGUUAGAAUCAAACCGGAUAAACCCAAAGUCUCACAGAAGGCCCAGGGUCCACAGGUCUGUCGUAAGAAAGACUCCCCGAAGUACGGCAAGGUCCACACACGUCACAUCAACCAGCUUUUCAUCCGGGGUGAGAACGUCCUCCUGGUUAACCCACAGCCACUCUGAUUCUUGUCUUCUGUUUGGUGUUUAUGGAUGAAACAAAGGCGGGCUUAAACAGUCUAUUCAACUUUAUUUUACACUGAACUUCUGUAGUGAUUGUUGUGAAAUACUGUAGAUAAGCUGCCACAGAUGUGACUUAAUUAGAUUCAGAUGAAUCAAACAAGGAAGAUUGUUAUAUCAUAUUGAUAUGGAGGGUUUUCUCUGCCCACCAGAGAAAUUGUCUUGAUUUUGAGGAAUAAAAGCUUCUCAGUAAUAAUUAUA